AUGGCGACAUCUGCUCUUCUUGGUGUCAUUCCACUGAGAGCUUUUGAAAAGUUAAUUUUCUUCCUCAUUAUAGAUAGGUGGUGUCCAGGAGAAAGAUGUCUCGCUCCUUCUUCAGAUAACAAAAAGCUUUGUGAAGCAAGCAUAAAGUCUGUCACUGUGGACGAAAAUGGAACGCCAUGUGCAGUUGUCCUGUAUUCAGAUUUUCAAGAAAAGAAAAUACCUCUUCAAAGACUUAAAGAAGUAAAAUCAACUAAAGAUUGCUCCAGGAGUUUUAUAUUUGAUGAUGAAGAUUUAGAAAAGCCUUAUUUCCCAGAUCGAAAAUUUCCAUCAUUGGCUGAUGCUUUUAAAUUAUCAGAAGAUGGAGACUCCAUCCCUUACACCAUUAAUAGGUACUUAAGAGAUUACCAAAGAGAAGGAGCUCAGUUUCUCUACAGACACUAUAUUCAGGGAAGAGGGUGUAUUCUCGGUGAUGACAUGGGACUUGGAAAAACAAUACAGGUUAUUUCAUUUCUGGCUGCAGUUUUGCAUAAAAAGGGAACUCGUGAAGAUAUUGAAAAUAACAUGCCAGAGUUCUUACUAAAAAGCAUGAAAAAGGAACCCUCUUCUACAGCACAAAAGAUGUUCUUAGUAGUCGCUCCUCUUUCUGUCCUCUACAACUGGAAGGAUGAAUUGGAUACCUGGGGAUAUUUCAGAGUCACUGUUUUACAUGGUAGCAAAAAAGACAUCGGACUACUUCGUUUAAAGCAAAGGAAAUGUGAAAUUGCUCUGACAACCUAUGAAACUCUGCGCUUGUGUCUGGAGGAACUCAACAGUUUGGAAUGGUCAGCUGUCAUUGUAGAUGAAGCUCAUAGAAUCAAGAAUCCAAAAGCACGAGUUACACAAGUCAUGAAGGCUCUAAAGUGCAAGGUCCGCAUUGGCCUCACUGGCACCGUCCUUCAGAACAACAUGAAGGAGCUGUGGUGUGUUAUGGACUGGGCUGUGCCAGGGCUUUUAGGUAGCAAGAGCUACUUCAAGAAGCAGUUUUCUGACCCAGUGGAACAUGGCCAGAGACACACAGCAACAAAAAGAGAGCUUGCUACUGGCCGAAAAGCUAUGCACAGGCUUGCAAAAAAGAUGUCUGGCUGUUUUCUCAGGCGCACCAAGACCCUUAUCAAGGGUCAGCUGCCUAAGAAAGAAGACCGGAUGGUGUAUUGUUCUUUGACAGAGUUCCAGAAAGCUGUGUAUCAAACAGUGUUAGAGACAGAAGAUGUGGCUUUGAUCCUUCAGUCUUCUCAGCCUUGUACCUGUGGCAGUGGCCGGAAAAGGAGAAAUUGCUGUUACAAGACUAAUUCCCAGGGUGACAAAGUGAGAACUUUGUGUCUUAGUUACCUGACAGUGCUACAGAAAGUAGCUAACCAUGUUGCACUGCUGCAGACUGCCAGCACCUCAAAACAACAGGAAACACUUAUCAAGAAGAUAUGUGAUCAGGUAUUUUCUAGAUUCCCAGAUUUUGUGCAGAAAAGCAAAGACGCAGCCUUUGAAACACUUUCUGACCCUAAAUAUAGUGGGAAAAUGAAGGUUCUCCAGCAGCUUCUAAAUCAUUUUCGGAAACACAGAGAUAAGGUUCUUCUCUUCUCCUUUUCCACCAAGCUGCUUGACGUGCUGCAGCAAUACUGUAUGGCUUCUGGCCUCGAUUACCGGCGACUUGAUGGAAGCACAAAAUCAGAGGAAAGACUCAAGAUUGUGAAAGAGUUCAACAGUACAAAAGAUGUGAACAUUUGUCUUGUCUCCACGAUGGCUGGUGGACUAGGUCUCAAUUUUGUUGGUGCCAACGUUGUUAUAUUAUUUGAUCCAACUUGGAAUCCAGCCAAUGAUCUUCAAGCUAUUGACAGAGCAUAUAGGAUUGGGCAGUGUAGAGAUGUUAAAGUGCUUAGACUGAUAUCCUUGGGGACAGUGGAGGAGAUCAUGUACUUACGACAGGUCUACAAGCAGCAACUUCACUGUGUAGUGGUUGGAAGUGAAAAUGCCAAGCGAUAUUUUGAAGCAGUACAAGGAUCAAAAGAACAUCGAGGAGAGCUCUUUGGUGUCCACAACCUCUUCAAACUAAGGGCCCAAGGGUCAUGUCUUACGAGAGACAUCUUGGAGAGAGAAGGCCAAGUGGAAGCUGGCAUCAUGACAGCCACAACAUGGUUGAAAGGGGGACCUUCUGCCCCAGAACCAGAAACACCUAGAGACCCUGACUGUCAAGAACCUACAGAGGUUUAUGAGCUCUACAGUGACCUCAGUGAUGACGAGUCAGCAGGCCAUCCCCUUGGAAAGACUGCUGAAGACAGAGUCUGUGGCUCCAGUAGAACUCCAGGCUCCUCAGCACAGCUCACUUUGCUACAGUGUGGAUUCUCUAAAUUGUUUGAGGCAGACUGCAAGUCAGUACAGGAUGGCGAUGGAAACCCGACCUCUGGUGACGAAAGUUCUGAUGAACAGCCCACAUGCCCGUCACCAGAGGCCAAACAGACUGCCUGUCAGAAAACUCGGGACUCUGUUUGUACUUCAGAACAUUGGAAAUCAGAGAACAUCCAAAAUCCUAAUGAAAAAUGUGGUUCUGAUAAAAAUAAGACUUUAGAACAGAACAUUUCUUCUGAAUCUGAUGAUGAGAGAAAGUGUCACAGUACAGCUGGACUUGAUGGCAUGGGACAGAGUGACACAGAGUCAGAAGACAGUGAUGUCAUCUUUCCCACACAGUACCCAGCUCACAAUAACCGUAUACGCUUUAAGCUGUUGUUAGGUGGAUCUGAAGAUCCUAAAACAGGAAACCCUGUGAAAAUAAAUGGUGUUGAUGGUAGACCGAACAGUGGCAGAGGAAAUGAGCCAGUUUCAAAACUCUUGAGUCCUGAGAACAUGACCUCGAAACCUGUUAGGAGAAGAAAAUGUACGGAUGAUAUUAGUGAUGAAUCUGAUGACAUCGAUAUGUUCCCCAAGUCAAGAAUACGAACGCUUAAGAGAAAGAAGAAAAACAGAAGGGAGCUUUAUAAGUCUCCGACAACGGCAAAGGAUCCCAAACAAGUGUGGGCAACAGACGGGGGUUGUAGCUCUCAGGUCAUUGAUGAUUUUUCAUCCUCAGAUGACAAUUCGUCUGCCCACCACUUGAGUUUCUCUAAACUGAAUCACAAAGCAGAAACCAUAAAAGAUGAAAUCAGUUUGUUCCCCAAGCUGCCUGGCAUGGAUAAGAAAAAUAGCGCUUUUAUGCCAAGGGAACCAGCAAGCUUUUUAUAUGAAAGAGUUGCCAGUCAAGAGCAGAUGUGUGACUCAGUGGAUAAAAUAUUAGGUGGUGUUCAGGAAGUGGCGUAUAUCCACUCAAAUCAGAAUGUGAUUGGAUCAAGCAGAGCUGAGAACCACAUGAGCCGAUGGGCAACACGUGAUGUAUUUGAGUUGAAACAGUUUUCCCAGCUCCCUGCCAAUGUAGCUGUUUGCAGUGCUAAGGUAAGAAAAUUUAGUUUUUAAUCUCACUUUUCACCAGAGUUCCUCAACAGGGUCCUUUUUAUGCCUUCCAAAGUAUCUGUUGAUUCUUUUAAGAGAUGUACAACUAAGUGUGGAAAUUCUAUAUAGCAUUA
Molecule: messenger RNA, 3587 nt
Organism: Cricetulus griseus (Chinese hamster)
Lineage: Eukaryota; Metazoa; Chordata; Mammalia; Rodentia; Cricetidae
Source: RefSeq, a predicted model, not a curated record